Molecule: messenger RNA, 1933 nt
Organism: Thamnophis elegans (Western terrestrial garter snake)
Lineage: Eukaryota; Metazoa; Chordata; Lepidosauria; Squamata; Natricidae
Exons: 2
Coding region: 140-1813 (557 amino acids)
Cellular component (GO): cytoplasm
Source: RefSeq, a predicted model, not a curated record
CGGGGCCUGAGGAAGCCAAGCGUGGGAGCCUCCGUUUCCGCGUCCCGUGAGUCGGAGCCAAGAGCGGCUGGCCGUCGGGCUUCCCCGUUUCAGGCUCAUCGCGAGGGCAGGAAGGAAAAAUCCCUGGAGGGGAUCCAGGAUGAGGAGCUGUCCGUCUCUGGCCGUCCCGCGGGAAGUUUUGCAAGACUACCUGGCUUUCUACCGCGCUAGCUGGGCGGAGGGCAAACUCCGCCUUUGCGACGAAGCGCCGCUCAAGAGCCGCGCCGGGUCGCUGCGGGCGGCCCAGGCGGGCAGGUGGGACGUGGGCGCGAUCGCCGAGAGCUGCUGGAGGAUGCGCGGCAGGCGGCGGGAGGACGGUGCCGCCGUCUUCCACCAACUGAGCCAGGCUUUCGGCUACUUGGAGCUGCUAUGUGUCAACCUUUGCCUCUCGCCCUGGAGGAAGGAGAUCAAGUCGCUGAAGACUUUUACAGGCAACUUUGUCUACUAUGUAAAGUCCAUCCUUCCGGAAAGUGUAGCACAGCAACUGCUGUCAGAAAUCGGCUAUGUUGCCACCUCUGCUACUGAAUAUUCUCUGGUCAGAAAACUAAAUGAGGAAGAAGCAGAGAAGGCUGCCUUUGAAAUGUUCCUGGCGAGAAUCGAAUGUGAAGACCUUCUUGAAGUUGCAAGGGACAUGAAAGACCUGGCUGACAUCCUACAGAAGAGGGCUCAGAAACAUGGUCCCCCUUGUGUUGGCCUAGCUCAAAAGCAGGAACACUCACAAAGAAAAGGGGAAGUGACCGUCGGAGAAAGCAACGAGACACCAAAUCCUGCAGUGGCCUACUUGAACCACAGCCAGAGUGCCUUCAAAGAGCAGGAGAAGAUGGAGCAUGGCGAAAGUUUUGGUCUCCGAUGCGCUUCAAGAGAGAUUCGACCAGUUGCCUCCGAACAGACUCCUGAGAAGGACAGCAACCAGAACCAACCAGAGGAAACCUCGACACACUCCUGCAUCAGAAGCACUGACAGUGAGGACUUCCUGAUUACGUACAGUGACAUUGUCAUUGGACAACAGCCUCUCCACUUCUCUACCACUUCUUCUUUGAGAGCAGCCAAUGAGGAGGCCUGGCUUACUGAAACAAGGCUGGGCCUACCAUCCUGUGGGGGAGAAACCCUCCCUCAUCUGCCUUCGGAUGAAAGUGGCCCUCAAGCCCUAGCCAUCCUCAACGAUCCUACUGGGGUAAGCAAGACUCCUUAUGACUACCAGACUCGGCAGACGAUGAACGAGUCUAAAAUCUGCAAAGCCAUGAAGCAUCUGAGCGUUCCUGGGUCAGGUACCAUCGACGGACCCAAAGAACUGAAAGGCAGCGUGGCGCAGCAGUCACCUAACUCCUCCAAUGACUCGGCCUUGAUGGGAGAGAAGCCGAAGAACAAGGAAGACCACGUAGAGAAGUUGGUGUACCCUGUGGAAGAAACAGCACGGCCAGCAUCUACAAGGAGCUGCCAAGUCCCUGAAGAACAUUAUCACGAGAUGAAAUCGGCAAACCUCUCCUGUGGAGACCAUGACAAUGUGGACCUCUAUUCAUCAGAUCACUUCAGUCAUAUCGCCGGGUGCAGCUAUCCCACGCCAGGUCUGAGUUAUAGCGGGCAUCUAGAUGUCCCCAUUUUAACCCAUCCUGUUCUGACCGAGGAUCAGUACAGUGGUGACAUUCCAGCAGGUCUUCGGCAUAGGCGAGAAAGAUGUCCCCACCAUUCCUCUUUGGCGGACUUUGACACUUGUGGGGCGCAUGUGAACGAGCCUAGCCUAGACGGUUAUGCUGUUAUUAACAAAGAUAAUUAAAAAGUAGGUCCCUAAGAGCUCUGGGACCAGCAAGUCAGGAUUUACUGAGUUGCAGCGAGAUUGGCCAUGUGGUCUCUAAGAGCACUGGGGUGUUUACAUGUGUCUCAUCAAGUGGUAAAA